Messenger RNA from Spathaspora passalidarum NRRL Y-27907, 736 nucleotides. RefSeq lists its product as uncharacterized. The transcript has a single exon. The coding region runs from base 27 to 674 and encodes 215 amino acids. The record is from RefSeq and is a predicted model, not a curated record. Lineage: Eukaryota; Fungi; Ascomycota; Pichiomycetes; Serinales; Debaryomycetaceae.
AAACCAGUGAAGGGAAAAUAUUAAAGAUGAUUCAAAAAUUUACUUGCGUUCCUAGAUCAGACUAUGACGUAGUCAUUGUGUCUAACGGCACUGUAGCCCAGAUCUCCGCCAAGGUUUCCCAGAUUAAUGGCCAGCUUUCCCAAAAUGAAAUCCCCACCAAUUCCCAUAUCACGUAUUUGGAUAGCUUCAAACUGUUGAUUGCUCAUUUACAUACCCACACUGCUGACCAGCGGUUUAAGGGCAAGGUCAUCUUUAUGUUUUUCAAUGGCUUGGAAUUCAUCCAGGAAGUUAUUGGCGAUUUGAUUGACCAUUAUAGCAGAUUUAUGCUUAUGUCAUACAGUAGCAAGAACCAGAAGAUUGAAAAGUUGGAUAAUGUUUACUUCUACUUUGAUUCUUCAAUAUCCGAGGCUCCUACUGAACCUUCAGAUCCUUAUGAUAUGUUUAUGUAUAAUAAUCAUCUGUAUGAAUAUCAUUUCAAUACCGUGGCUAUCAUAGCCAAUGACAUAAUCAAAAAGAUGAACUUUAUGAUUGGAAGAAUAAGGGGAGUAUACAUUGAUGAUGUGAAUUUACAUGGAGAAAGGAUGAUUCCGCUUCAACAUAUCCAUAGAAAUUUUCCCAAAGUUGAAAGGAUUGAUUUGAGUAGUUAUCACAUGAUGAAUGAUAUGAUUGUUUAAACAAGAAAACUAGAUAUUUUUUUAAUAGAGUACGUAUAUUAAUGAUGUAAUAUGAACCAACU